AUGAUCGAGGAAGAGCCUCCCAGCUCCAAUCAAGGCCAGUUUGCUGCCCGGAAUGGCACCAGCAGCUCCUUGGACCUAGAAUCUGUGGUACAACCCCUGGUCUUGAACCCGUGGGACGUUGUGCUCUGCAUCUCUGGCACCAUCAUCUCCUGUGAGAACGCCGUCGUGGUGCUGCUCAUCUUCCACAGCCCGGCUUUCCGGGCUCCCACGUUCCUCCUCAUCGGCAGUUUGGCCACCGCUGACCUCCUGGCUGGUUUGGGUUUGAUCCUGCAUUUUGCCUUUGUCUACUUCAUCCCAUCAGAGGUGGUCAGGCUGCUGACACUGGGGCUCCUGGUCACCUCCUUCACCGCCAGCAUCAGCAGCUUGUUGACCGUCACCAUCGACCGCUACUUGUCCCUCUACAACGCCCUGACCUACUACUCCAAGAGGACGGUCACCAGGACUUACAUCAUGUUGGUCCUCACCUGGGGAGGCUCCAUCUGCCUCGGGCUCCUGCCCAUCAUGGGUUGGAACUGCCUGAAGGAGCCCUCCUCCUGCAGCAUCGUCAAGCCCUUGAUGAAGAACCACCUCGUCAUCCUCUCCGUCUCCUUCUUCAUGAUCUUUGCGGUGAUGCUCCAGCUUUACGUGCAGAUCUGUAAGAUCAUCUGCAGGCACGCCCACCAGAUUGCCCUCCAGAGACAUUUCCUGGCCACUUCUCACUACGACACCACUCGGAAAGGCAUUGCCACCUUGGCCCUCAUCUUGGGCACCUUUGCUUCCUGCUGGCUGCCCUUUGCCAUUUACUGUCUCCUGGGGGACAGCAGCUACCCAGCCCUCUACACCUACGCCACCCUCCUCCCGGCCACCUACAACUCCAUGAUCAAUCCUGUCAUUUAUGCCUUCAGGAACCAGGAGAUCCAGAAGGUGCUGUGUGCCCUGUGCUGUGGGUGCUUCUCCUCCACCAGCCCCUUCCGCUCCCACUCCCCCAGUGACGUCUGA
Molecule: messenger RNA, 978 nt
Organism: Chaetura pelagica (chimney swift)
Lineage: Eukaryota; Metazoa; Chordata; Aves; Apodiformes; Apodidae
Product: G-protein coupled receptor 12-like
Exons: 1
Coding region: 1-978 (325 amino acids)
Biological process (GO): G protein-coupled receptor signaling pathway
Cellular component (GO): membrane
Molecular function (GO): G protein-coupled receptor activity
Source: RefSeq, a predicted model, not a curated record